AAACAUGAUGAACCAAUCAGCCCUAUGGGAAUUUCUCCUCCCAGCUAGCGUCAGCUACAUCUGUGUCUGUCAGGGAGGACAGUAGUAUUAGCAGGGAUCAAGCAUCAUCUCUUUUCCUCUCUGCCACAGACACUGACUGAGAUCCAACUUCACUGAAAGGGAGUGAGCGUCACCAGCUAGUCCACAGCAGUUCAGGGGGAAAGUUCACCCCUCCUCUUUCUCUCUCUCUCUCCUCAUCAGAAACCUUCCUCUACUCCUCUAGAGCAUUGGUUAAUUCACAAAUAACAAAGUAAGGAUACCAUGCAACUUGUGGAUAAUUUUCUUCAUUGGACUGCUACGUUGACUGAUUUCUCUACAUUUUUUCUCUCCGAAGAGAUGUCCUCUCCUCUGUUGUCAAUGUCUGAGCGGUGACAACUAAAGCCUUCAAUUUCCUGACAUACAAUAUUACUCUACACUCUGGGAUCUAUAUAUCUGGACUUCUGUAGCAUGUUGGGAUACUGUCAGUUAGAUUUCUCAUCCGCUGUGACCUCAUCCUCAUGCUCUUUCCCAGGGUUGUGAUUACACUUUUCAGCCCUGAGAUUAACCUUGAGAGUUCAGAGCAAAACAAAGGGAUUAAAUAUUAACUGGGAGAAUCUAUCUUCACACAUCAAGCAGAUCCUGCUGUCACACUGAAGGCAACGGGGCUUGGCCGCUUGGAUAGUGAAAGUCAACUGAUAGCCUACUCAAGAUGGCAUACCCAACAGAUUACUCUCUCAUAGCCAUACCACUCAUACCACAAUAAGGACAACGUUAGAGAAACAACAUGGAAGGUGGGGGAAUACAGAACUUAUCCAUAAAUGGCAAUGCAUCAGACAUCCACCCUGUCACACACAGUCUAUGGGAGGUCAUAACCAUAGCAACUGUGUCGGCCAUCGUGAGCCUGAUUACGAUAGUGGGGAACGUCCUGGUGAUGCUGUCGUUUAAGGUAAACAGCCAGCUGAAGACAGUCAACAACUACUACCUGCUGAGUUUGGCUGUAGCUGACCUCAUUAUAGGUGUGUUCUCUAUGAACCUCUACACCUCCUACAUACUGAUGGGAUACUGGGCACUGGGGAGUGUGGCUUGUGACCUCUGGUUGGCUUUGGACUACGUGGCCAGUAAUGCGUCAGUGAUGAACCUGCUGGUCAUCAGUUUUGACCGGUACUUCUCCAUCACCAGACCCCUGACCUACAGAGCCAAGCGCACCCCCAAACGGGCUGGGGUCAUGAUAGGAAUGGCCUGGCUGGUGUCCCUCAUCCUGUGGGCCCCUCCCAUACUGUGCUGGCAGUAUUUUGUGGGGAAAAGGACAGUCCCUGAAAGGCAGUGUCAGAUCCAGUUCUUCUCGGAGCCAGUGAUAACAUUUGGGACAGCCAUUGCCGCGUUUUACAUCCCAGUGUCAAUCAUGACCAUCCUAUACUGUCGGAUCUACAAGGAGACGGAACGUCGCACCAAGGACCUCGCUGAGCUCCAGGGCAUCAACAGUUCCACAGACGCUGGUACCACCAAGCCCCAGAAAACCAUCAUUAGAUCCUGCUUCAACUGCAAGCAGCUCAGCUCUGCCUCCCGGGACAGAACCCAGGCCUCCUGGUCCUCCUCCAACAGGAGCAAUGCAGCCAAAUCAGCAGCAGCCACAAACGAAGAGUGGUCCAAGAGUGACCAGCUGACCACCUUCAACAGCUAUGCCUCCUCGGAGGACGAGGAGCGGCCCGUGUCCCCGGGGGUCUUUCAGCCCACCUGCCGGAACCAGGAGUGUAGGCAGAGCACGGGUGCAGAAGGCUGUGAUAAAGAACAGCUCAGCAGUUAUGAGGAGAACAACUUCUUCCACACGCCACCAAAGACCAACUCCCAGAAGAGUAAGAAGUGUGUGUCCUACAAGUUUAAACCAGUUCCCAAAGACACUACCAGCGGUGCUCAGCAAAGCAAGAACGGGGACACUAACAUGGCCCCAUCAUCUUUCUCUUCAGCCGACUCCAUGAGUGCCCCACCCUCCACCUCCUCCUCCAAGCCAAUAGACACCACUCUGAAGAUUCAGCUGACCAAGAGGAAGAGGAUGGUGCUGAUUAAAGAGAGGAAGGCUGCCCAGACUCUCAGUGCUAUCCUGCUGGCCUUUAUCCUGACGUGGACACCAUACAACAUCAUGGUGCUCAUCUCCACCUUCUGCUCUGACUGUAUCCCUGUGUCUCUCUGGCACCUGGGCUACUGGCUCUGCUAUGUCAACAGUACAGUCAACCCAAUGUGCUACGCCCUCUGUAACAAGACCUUCCAGAAGACCUUCCGCAUGCUGCUGCUCUGUCAGUGGAAGAAGAAGAGAGUGGAAGAGAAACUUUACUGGUACGGGCAAAACCCUGUAGUGAGCAGCAAGCUAACAUGAGCCAUUCACACCUUCCUUACAGAGGAACGAGUAU
Messenger RNA from Salvelinus sp. IW2-2015, 2423 nucleotides. It is a transcript of the gene chrm5a, whose product is annotated as cholinergic receptor, muscarinic 5a. Gene Ontology annotation, biological process: gastric acid secretion; G protein-coupled receptor signaling pathway, coupled to cyclic nucleotide second messenger; chemical synaptic transmission. The record is from RefSeq and is a predicted model, not a curated record. NCBI's taxonomy places the organism in Eukaryota, Metazoa, Chordata, Actinopteri, Salmoniformes, Salmonidae. Gene Ontology annotation, molecular function: G protein-coupled serotonin receptor activity; G protein-coupled acetylcholine receptor activity. Gene Ontology annotation, cellular component: plasma membrane; synapse; dendrite.